AAAAAGAAAAAGACAGAUUGCAAGUGCUGCAAGAAGAAAGUUGAGAAUCACCCGUUUAAGAUAGCAUUCGACCACUAUUCCCGUACUGCAUCCCUGUCUAUACUAUGAUAUUUUUCUUCCUAUAUAACCCUAUCCCAUUUCUUUUAUAAUCUCAUCCAUCAACCCUUUCCCUUUCCCAUUUUUCUUCUAGAAGUUUCAAAUUUUUGUUCAUGGAAGAUUUCACUGAGCUCAUUCCCGGAUUACCGGAAGAAAUCGCACUCCAGUGUUUGACUCGGAUGUAUUACGGUGUCCACGAGGUCGCCUCCCAUGUCUGUCAACGGUGGCGACGCCUCCUCCUCUGCAAAGACUUCUACUAUCACCGGAAACAAUCUGGGUUCACUCAUAAAACCGCUUGUUUUGUUCAAUCGCUCCCUGCCGCUGCUUCUAACCCUAAACCGGAGAAUCAGCCUAAAUAUGGUUUGACCGUUUUUGAACCCAGUUCUGGAAUUUGGGACCAGGUGGACCCGGUUCCCAAGUACCCCGAUGGGUUGCCGUUGUUUUGCCAGGUGGAGAGUUCGGAGGGGAAGCUGGUGAUGAUGGGUGGUUGGAAUCCGGGGAGUUGGGAGCCUUUGCGUGAUGUUUUCGUGUACGAUUUCACGACUCGGAGGUGGACUCAGCGAACCGACAUGCCGUCCAAUCGUUCGUUCUUCGCUGCCGGCGCGUAUGAUGGGAAAAUCUACGUCGCGGGUGGACACGACGAGAGCAAGAACGCGCUGAAAAGCGCGUGGGUGUACGAUAUCUCCGCCGAUGAGUGGACAGAGUUAGCUCCGAUGAGUGAGGAGCGUGAUGAGUGUGAAGGUGUAUUUGUCGGGUCGGAGUUCAUGGUGAUAAGUGGGUACGACACUGACAGCCAAGGUCGGUUCAAAAACACGGCGGAGGUUCUGGACAUCACAACCGGAAGAUGGCGGCGCGUGGAGGAGGCUUGGGGAGGCAGCAGGUGUCCGAGGGCGUGCGUUACGGUAGGGCAGAAUGGGAAUUUGACCUGCUGGGCUGAGUCGGAUCCCGCUAUUCAAGUCGGGGCAUGCGGGGUUGACCUUGGGGAUCGGACCUUGGUCACUGGAUCGGCUUACCAGGGUGCACCGCAGACCUUCUUUGUAGCGGAGAAAUUGAAACAAGGGCAGAAUCGUAAAUUGAUUAAAGUGGGUGCUCCGGAUGAGUUCUCCGGGUUCGUUCAAUCGGGUUGCUUUGUUGAGAUUUGAACUUUUUCCGGUACGAGUGUCAACAUCAGUCAUCAGACUCCAUGCGCAUGAAUUUUGAUUUUCUUUUUCUGUAUUUUUAAGAAAAAAGAAAAAUAUUAAAUAUAUACGAAGCAUAUGUAAUUAAUGAUACCCGACCCGACCCAGUUGCUUUAACCUUUUUA
Messenger RNA from Cynara cardunculus var. scolymus (artichoke), 1399 nucleotides. Its product is annotated as F-box/kelch-repeat protein At1g15670-like. Bases 210 to 1238 code for a protein of 342 amino acids. NCBI's taxonomy places the organism in Eukaryota, Viridiplantae, Streptophyta, Magnoliopsida, Asterales, Asteraceae. Gene Ontology annotation, molecular function: protein binding. The transcript has a single exon. The record is from RefSeq and is a predicted model, not a curated record. Gene Ontology annotation, biological process: negative regulation of cytokinin-activated signaling pathway; regulation of phenylpropanoid metabolic process.